Molecule: messenger RNA, 1752 nt
Organism: Amphimedon queenslandica
Lineage: Eukaryota; Metazoa; Porifera; Demospongiae; Haplosclerida; Niphatidae
Product: putative transporter arsB
Exons: 1
Coding region: 1-1752 (583 amino acids)
Biological process (GO): transmembrane transport
Cellular component (GO): membrane
Source: RefSeq, a predicted model, not a curated record
AUGGAUAAUAGCAGUACUGGUAACAGCAAUGCUUCAGAUAUUGGUUGCUCCUUUGAUGCUAAUCUGUACAAGCAGAUCACAGGCUCCAUCCUUUUUGCUAUAGUUUGGCCAUUUGUUGUACUUGAUAUGAAAUGGUUUCCUCUUGGAAGGCCAGCUGCUGCUCUAGUUGGAGCUGCUUUAAUGGUACUGUUUCAAGUCAUCUCUCAAAAUGAUGUCUACGAGAUUGAGGGACAGAAGGGAAACUUGCAAACCAUGUUCCUCCUUGUUGGAAUGAUGAUGCUUUCGCAUUAUUACGACCGCGAAGGAAUUCUAAAGGUAGUGAUGCUCAAAAUAUUUGGUCAGAACAAACCGUUUCGAUCGAUAAUGUGGAAAGUUUGUUUGAUGUCUGCUUUGCUGGCUUCUUUCAUUACAAACGAUGCUACCUGUCUUGUUGUUACGCCCCUCAUUCUUACCGAAUUCAUCAAACAAAAGCGUGACACCUGGGAGCUGUUACCAUUGUGUCUUAGUAUAGCAACAUCUGCUAACAUUGGGAGUUCUGCUACAAUAUUUGGCAAUCCACAAAAUGCUUUCAUUGCUUCUAAAGCUGGCGUUACAUUGCUUCAGUUUUUCAUAGCAGAGCUCCCAGCAGCUAUAUUAGGUUUGUCACUUAAUAUUGGGUUGAUAUACUUGUUUAUAUUUAUACGCAAGAAGAUCCUCAAAAGUAAAGAAGGCGAAUUGCACAUUACUGAACCAUCCAUUGAUAACAGAGAUACUGCAAAGCAUGGUGGGCAAAUAUUUAUCUUGGAGGAAAGGGAAGCAAUUGCAAAGGGUUUUGAAGGUCCAGAGGACCCAACCACUGCCUCUAUAUGUAGUGGGGUUUCACUGCAUAAAGAGAGAGAAGCAAAUGCAGCAAGUUUUGAUCAAUGUGAGGAAACAGGUGGCACAUCAGGGAUAAUGCACAAGAGCACCGGUUUGCCUGCUGGAAUGGCUACAAGUUCAGAGAAUGUUAGUAAAGAUGAAACAACAAUUAAUAAAACAUUUCCUGAUAGCGUUACAAAAGGAAGUUCAUUUCAAGAUGAAGCUAAUAAUAACAAGGAUAAGAAUAAAAAGUUUCGCGCUAUUCGUCAAAAAAUAUUUCUCGUUUGGCUAAUUUUUGUGACUCUACUGAUGAUUGUGUUACUUGCAAUACCACAUUCAGUGGCUGACUUCAAUCUUGGCUGCAUUCCAUUGGCUGCUAGCAUUUUUACAAUGCUGAUGGACACUAUUCUCAAUCGCAAGUAUGCAUAUGAUGUCAUGGUCAAGAUCGAUUGGACUGUCAUUCUAAUGUUCAUGGGUCUCUUUGUUUGGCUCAGGGGCUUUCAAAGCACCUGCUUUCCCUAUAUUGUUUUCAAGCACCUAGCCCCAUACAUGAACCUACAUACAAUUGAAGGAGUGCUACUAUUCUCUGUCUUUGUCAUUAUUGGUUCUAAUAUAUUUAGUAAUGUCCCACUGGUCAUACUCAUUGUUAAUCGUAUCUCUGGUCUCUGUGGUGAUGCACCUUGUGAAGGACCAUUAGGCGGGCUAUUGCUGGCAUGGAUCUCAACCAUAGCUGGCAAUUUCACUCUCAUUGGAAGCGUUGCUAAUCUAAUUGUUGCAGAGAAGGCUCGUAGUUCGGCUAACUUCCGUGUCACAUUUUUGGGCUACCUUGUUUUUGGGUUUCCAUCUACAUUGCUCAUUAUCUACGUAUGCCUCCCUGUUGUUUAUUACAUGGGACUGCUUGCUGCUAAAAUUUAA